AUGGCUAAAGAAAAGUCUUCUAAAGAAAAGUCAAGUACUUCUGAGGAUAACUAUGACGCAAGGCUGCCCGCUGUGUUAGCAUUCGCUAAGCCAUUAGCGUCUAAGAAAUUAAACAAAAAAGUUUUGAAGACAGUUAAAAAGGCUUCGAAGGCAAAGAAUGUCAAGAGGGGUGUCAAGGAGGUUGUUAAAGCGUUAAGGAAGGGCGAGAAGGGUUUAGUUGUCAUUGCAGGUGAUAUUUCGCCUGCUGACGUUAUUUCUCAUUUACCAGUGCUGUGUGAAGACCAAUCUGUUCCAUAUAUAUUUGUUCCCUCAAAACAAGACCUAGGCACUGCUGGUGCUACAAAGAGGCCUACUUCGGUUGUGUUCAUUGUUCCAGGUUCCAACAAGAAGAAGGAAGCCAAGGGUAAAGAAGCGGAGUACAAGGAAUCUUUUGACGAGGUCGUUAAGGAAAUCAACUCCUUGUAA
Messenger RNA from Eremothecium cymbalariae DBVPG#7215, 465 nucleotides. It is a transcript of the gene NHP2, whose product is annotated as snoRNA-binding protein NHP2. Gene Ontology annotation, biological process: rRNA pseudouridine synthesis; ribosome biogenesis; snRNA pseudouridine synthesis. The coding region runs from base 1 to 465 and encodes 154 amino acids. The record is from RefSeq and is a predicted model, not a curated record. Lineage: Eukaryota; Fungi; Ascomycota; Saccharomycetes; Saccharomycetales; Saccharomycetaceae. The transcript has a single exon. Gene Ontology annotation, cellular component: box H/ACA snoRNP complex; nucleolus. Gene Ontology annotation, molecular function: box H/ACA snoRNA binding.